AUGGCAAUCCGCGAUGUAUCAGCGAAACAAGUUGGCAACUGGUCUGGGUGUCACUGCGUGGCAUGGGACGCAAACGCACCCGCCAAUGCAGGAGACCGCGAGAUCUCCAAUGAGUUUACCAAGUCCGGCUACCCAUUAGGGAUCAUGAUCAACCGUCAAGGCUCAAGAUUUGUGGACGAAGGCUCGGAUCUACGCAACUACACCUAUGCCAUGAUCGGGCGACAGAUCCUGCAUCAGCCCGGUCAUGUUGCGUUCCAAAUCUGGGAUUCGCGGACAAUCUCCUGGCUGCGAAAGGAAGAGUAUCGACCAGAAGUGGUGCAGCACAUUACAGCAUUGUCGAUAUCGGAGCUGGCAGAGAAAUGUGCGAUGGAACAUGGCCUGGAGGACAAGGAUCGGUUCGAGCGAACGAUCCAUGAGUUCAAUAACGCUGUUUAUGAGAGCCAACGGCUGAAUCCUGGCCAACAAUGGGAUCCAGCCGUAAAGGACGGCCUCUCAACUCAGUCGAAGGCAUGUACACUCAGCAUCCCCAAGUCCAAUUGGGCGUUGCCUAUUGACCAGCCUCCGUUCCUGGCUGUAAAAGUCAGUGCGGGUGUCACCUUUACAUUUGGUGGUUUGGCGGUGAAUCCAGAGACAACUGCUGUGGUUUCGUCUACCACGAACUGUGAUAUCCCCGGGUUGUAUUGCGCUGGGGAGAUGGUUGGGGGACUCUUCUAUGACAAUUAUCCCGGAGGUAGUGGGCUGACGUCGGGAGCGGUUUUUGGACGGAGGGCAGGGAGAACUGCUGCAAGGGCUUCUACGAUUGCUUUCCGAUGA
Molecule: messenger RNA, 813 nt
Organism: Aspergillus bombycis
Lineage: Eukaryota; Fungi; Ascomycota; Eurotiomycetes; Eurotiales; Aspergillaceae
Product: fumarate reductase flavoprotein subunit
Exons: 1
Coding region: 1-813 (270 amino acids)
Source: RefSeq, a predicted model, not a curated record